Messenger RNA from [Torrubiella] hemipterigena, 753 nucleotides. NCBI's taxonomy places the organism in Eukaryota, Fungi, Ascomycota, Sordariomycetes, Hypocreales, Clavicipitaceae. The record is from the annotation of a GenBank genome assembly.
AUGGCGCUUCCUUUGCCGCCAGGGCUGAUGCCCACCGAGGUUGCAUUUUUAUGCGAAAUGGAGCUCAUCACCAUUGUUCCCCGCCAGAAGAUGGACUCGAUCGAGCUGCUCGGCGGCGAAACACCAGCGCUACGACCGCCUCGACGAGCAAACGUCCCGAUAUGGCUGGCCCUGCUACUCAAAAAGCAGCGCCGCGCCAACAUCAUGCCCCCGCCGUGGCUACACCCCGACUCCCUACGAACAGUCAUCGACUACGAGACAAGAAUCAAUACGACACAAUGGGCACCGCCGCCGCCGCCUCCAGCGCGAGCCGAUGCCUCAGGAAACGCAAAGAGAGUCGGUAUGGACGACGAGACGGUGCUGUCGCCGCCGUUCUUGCCCUCGUGCACGUCCGACGCACCUACGGGAGCACUGCCUUACCACUGGUUCGAGGUCGCUGAGAUGUUACUUGCGCAUGCAUCAGACGAUAUUCCUGCGUCAGGAGAGGUGCGCUCACUGCUACGAGAUUUAACAGAAGUUCGAGGCGCCAAGAUGCGCGCAAGUACGUCCCAGCUCGAAGCACAGGUGGACGGUGUCAUGACCCUACGUGGCGUAGGCGCCAUGGAACUCGCAGAGAACAGAGGAUUCGUUGUAGGCGUCGUGGAUGGCGUUCGCAAGAUUGGAGCCAGUGGAGAAAUGACAAGACGAGAGGAAGAGGAGGCUCGUGGCGAGGACCAGGACGAGGAGAGUGACGACGAUAUGGGAUUCCUGUGA